This is a messenger RNA of Caenorhabditis briggsae, 966 nucleotides long. The transcript is spliced from 6 exons. Lineage: Eukaryota; Metazoa; Nematoda; Chromadorea; Rhabditida; Rhabditidae. The annotation marks the transcript as partial. The record is from RefSeq and is a predicted model, not a curated record.
UUGGCCACAGAUCUUAUCGACGUAGGGCAGGUUUUCGAAAAACAGUUGGAAGAGGAUCCACAUAUCGUUGUUCUUGCCACAGUUAUUCGUAAUCAUCACGGACUGCUGUGCGUUCAGUUUGGAGAAAAGUAUACUGGAAUGAUUCAUAUGCUCAACACUUUCUGCCGUCACAUAGGAUGGACUGAUAAACAAAAAGACGAGAAAUUAUUGAGGCCAAGCGUUGACUUUUUUCUGGGACUGGAAGAAGACAUUUGUAGUAUGUUGGAACCUAGAAAACCAUUACAUCGUGGCGCUGUGUUAGUCUAUCUCAACCAUGACAGAAAUCGUUUUUACUUUGCUCAUAUGGUUCCUACCGAAGACAAAUGCCCUUUUUAUUUUCAUCUUUACAUUGGCGAAGAGUUUGUUUUGCAUCCAAACACAAACAAGCCAGCUUUCUUUCACAUUUACCAUGAACAUCUUUUUGCGUGGAGUCUUAUACGAAAGGAACCUGUCAGAUUUUAUUUUCCAGAUGAGUUUAAAUUUCUUCCAAAUAAUAUGAUCGAGUACGAAGAAGAAAUUGAUAUUUAUAUAAACUACUUCACACGAUAUUCAAAAACUCUUGUCGAUGAGGGGGUCGGACCACAAGACGAGUACCGUCAACACAUUGGUAGUUUGGAUGGGAGAAGGAUAAAAGCCAUUAAAAAAGGAAUGAAAACGUUUAAAUAUGUAGAAAUUCUUCUUCCUACGUCGGAUGGAUAUAACCAGUUGCAUGAAGCCGAAGUUGUCAAAGUUUCAAUGAAUUUGCUGACACUCAAAGUCCCUGGAAAAAAAAGAGAUUAUUUACGCUCAUCCAUUGUGAGUUUUGUAUCGCAAGUAAUUUCUAACUUAUAUUAUUUAUAUUACAGCGAUGGUAACGUUUAUCAUUUCGGGGCUUGUGUUGAUGUAUCAAAAAACAGAUCGGACUUCGAUUACAACGUAUCAUAUUGA